CUCUCACACCCUGAAACCUGAGAGGGGGAUUCCUUUAAGGGGCAGCCGGAGCUUUCCAGGCAUCCCAAAUGACAUCCCCGAAAAGUGGCACCUCCUGGCCUCAGCCCUGUCUUUGGGGAGAUGGAGGUGGGCUUGGGGAUCCAGCAGGAUUUGGGGAUUUCACAGGGAUUAGGGACAGAGAAAGAGGAAGGAGUAGGAAAAAAGGGGAAAGCAAAAUGGGAUAAAGAAGGGGAAAAGAGGGCCAUGAAGGGGGGCUAAAAAAGGGGAAGAAGUGAGGAAAAAAAGAAAGCAGAAGGAAAGAACGAGAUAAGGAAAAAGUUGGCAAAGAAGGGACAAAACAGGCGGGAAGGGAAGAAAGGGACGACACAACUGGUGAAAAUUAAAAAAAAAAAAAAAAAAGAAAAAAAAAAGAAAGAAAGAAAGAAAGAAACAGGGGAAAGAAUGGGAUAAAGAAUAAAAGAAGGAUAGGGGACAAAAGAGGUGACAGGGAAAGGGACAGGGAAACAAGGGUGUAGAGAAAAAAAAAGGGGAAGAAAACGGUGAAGCAAAAAGGGGGCAAAGAGCAGGUAAAGAUGGAGACAAGGAAAGACGCCGGCAAUGAAGGGCGAGGAACGAAGCGGGAAAAGAUGCGAAGACAGGGACAGAGCAGGGAACGAGGACAGCGGGCCGGGGGCUCUCCCACGGCGGAGGAGGAGUCUCCUCCUGCCCCAGCAGGGGCGUCCGGAGGGGCGGCCCCUUCCCGCUCCGUCCGAGAUCUUCGGGAAACGAAACCAGCGCCGCUGUGCCCGCCCCGCCGUGCGCCUCCACCUCCGGAGCCCCGCGCGUUCCUCAGGUGCCGCCGAGCAUGCAGCAGCCCCUGCCGCCCUACGAGGUGCUGCCGGCCGAGGUGAACAUGGAGGAGCUGCCCCGCAGCACCACCGUGCUGCUGGAGGAGCCGCCGCGCCCGCCCCGCGACCACCUGGUCUGGUCCCUCUGCACCACCCUCUACGGCAACUUCUGCUGCCUCGGCCUGAUGGCCUUCGUCUUCUCCGUCAAGUCCAGGGACCGCAAAGUGCUGGGUGACUACAGCGGGGCACUGAGCUACGGCUCCACGGCCAAGUGGCUGAACAUCACGGCUCUGGUGAUCCACAUCAUCAUCGUCGUCAUCGUCAUCGUCAUCAUCGCCCUGGCCGUCUCCGGGGUCCUCAGUCACAUGAACCCCCCACCCCCGUACGGCCGGAACCCUUACUCCUUCUCCGGCAACACUUAGCUCCCUCCUUGUCCUGCGGGCACGCCCCGCCGGAGGGAUCCCCUCACCCCUCGGAGCCAGGGAGUGCCCUCCUGCCACAAAAACUGCAAACGGACACUCCACAGGCCCCUCCUGGGAGCCUGCUGGUGUCGUGUCCCUCUUUUGUGGAGCCCUUGCUGCUGGCUGUCCUUGCUGGAGGUGUCUGGGGAUGGAUGCUGCUGUGAGAGGAGCACAGCAUCCCCAACCCCAUCAUAGCCUGCUUGCUGCUUUGUUCUGGGUCUGGAGGCCCAACUGCCUCACAGCUAUUCCGAGGAGGAGCACCUGGUUCAGAGAGACCCUGAUCUCCAAAAUAAAGGUUUUAUUUCACUUUU
Oenanthe melanoleuca is the source of this 1599-nucleotide messenger RNA. Its product is annotated as interferon-induced transmembrane protein 1-like. The record is from RefSeq and is a predicted model, not a curated record. The coding region runs from base 845 to 1249 and encodes 134 amino acids. Lineage: Eukaryota; Metazoa; Chordata; Aves; Passeriformes; Muscicapidae. The transcript is spliced from 2 exons. Gene Ontology annotation, cellular component: plasma membrane. Gene Ontology annotation, biological process: type I interferon-mediated signaling pathway; defense response to virus; negative regulation of viral genome replication.